GUGAACAUGAAGUGGCUCAUAGCUUUAAGUGCUCUGAUUUUUGCCGUAAAUUUGACAUUAAGUUUGCAAAUUUUAGCAGUUCUUCCACUUUCUAUGAAAUCUCAUCUUGCGAUUGGAAACUCAAUUGUUAAUAGUUUGUUGGAAGCAGGACAUAAUGUGACAGCAAUUUCAAAUUUAAUUCCAGAUAAGCCUAGUGAUAAUUAUCGGGUAGUGCAGAUACCCGAUGUUAUGAAAGAGUUUCAAGACCAAGAACCAAAUCCUUUUGAGUACAUCGACUUUCCGAUAUUUUUUUCUGUGAUUAUGAUGCCACCUUUUGGUGCUGACAUGGUUAAAUUGGUAAUGAAGUCCGAAAAUCUUGAUGCUUUCUUAAAAACUGAUGAAAAGUUUGAUGUCUGCAUUAUGGAGCUGUUUGGAAAUGAGGCAUUAAUGGGAAUACCCGAAAAAUUCAACUGUGCAUUGAUUUUCUACAACACAUAUGACGCACUGUUCUGGUCAGACACAAUAUCUGGCAACACCUCGCCAGCAUCAUAUGUCCCAAAUCCAUUUUUAUGGUUCACUGAUAACAUGUCUUUCAAGCAAAGAUUAGUCAACACAGUUGUUGGAUUACUAGAAACUACAGUUCAUUAUGUACUGCACUUGCCAUGGCAGAGAUACCUCUAUAAUUCUUAUUUCCCAAAUGCAAAGCGAUCAUUUAACGAUAUGUACAAGAACUCAUCAAUUACUUUUAUUAAUAAUCAUGUAAGUUCAUCAUUCGUUCGACCCCACAUGCCAACUCAAAUUGAAAUCGGUGGAAUUCAUGUGAAACCAGCAAAACCUCUUGCAAGUGAUCUACAAAAAUAUAUGGACGAUGCUACUGAUGGAGUUAUUUUAUUUUCUAUGGGUUCGUACAUUGAUGGAACAGACUGGAAAGAGGAACAUCGGGAAAUGUUUAUUAAGGUAUUCGGAAAGCUUAAACAAAAGAUUAUUUGGAGAUACAGCAAUGAAACUCUGCCUGAUAAUCCUGGCAAUAUUAAAAUCGGACAUUGGUUCCCACAAAGAGACAUCCUUGCACAUCCAAACUUGAAAGUUUUUAUUACUCAUGGAGGAUUACUUGGUACAACAGAGGCUAUUGUUGAGGGAGUUCCAGUUCUUGGUAUUCCAGUUUUUGGUGAUCAAAUGAUGAACUUGAUGAAAACUGUUGCACGAGGUUAUGGAUUGCAGGUUCUUUAUCCUGAUCUGUCUGAAGAAACUUUCGGAAAUGCCUUAAAAGAAUUACUAAGAAAUCGAGUUUACAAGGAUAAGGCAAAGAAGAUAUCCAAAAUAUUUAAUGAUCGACCAAGAACCCCUCAGCAAGAAGUUGUGUAUUGGACGGAAUAUGUCGCAAGACACAACGGAGCUGCACAUCUUCAAGCUGAAUCUGUAAAUUUUAAUUACAUUCAGCUAUUCUCAUUUGAUGUUUACAUUAUCCUUGCCAUAAUAUCUUUAAUUGUUCUGUAUAUCGAGUUUAAGAUUCUAAAAAUAAUUCUCAGAAAAAUAUUCAAGAAAUCCAGCAAUAAGAAGAAGAAUCAAUAAGAACAUCACUUGAAAAAAAUUAUGUAAAUUUAUGAUGCCAUUGAUGUGUUCAGUAACGAUGACUUGCAAAAUUGUCAAUUAUAUUAAUAACACGAUAGAAAAGAAGAACUGCUGAUUCGUUGUCGCGGUCAAGGCAAUAAAAACAAAAACAA
Molecule: messenger RNA, 1703 nt
Organism: Chironomus riparius
Lineage: Eukaryota; Metazoa; Arthropoda; Insecta; Diptera; Chironomidae
Source: the annotation of a GenBank genome assembly